Molecule: messenger RNA, 4716 nt
Organism: Dendroctonus ponderosae (mountain pine beetle)
Lineage: Eukaryota; Metazoa; Arthropoda; Insecta; Coleoptera; Curculionidae
Exons: 12
Coding region: 267-3773 (1168 amino acids)
Source: RefSeq, a predicted model, not a curated record
GUCUACUACUAGACGCGAGUGAUUUAAUUCAAUCUGUGUUGUUUAUUUUGAGAUGAUUAGCUGAAAGAGUAUGUGGCUUGUAGUCAGUCUGCGAUCUAGACGCAUUCGACCUACAUUCCACAGACGGUUUAGGGGACAUUCUUAGGGGAUUCACACAAGUUUAGUUCCCGAUGUUCUUUUGAGUUGUGAUAAUUUCUCUGCGCCCGGUUGAUCCUGGUUAAAAGUGAAUCAACUAAAAGUGUUGGUGUUGAAAUAACGAACUAACCAUGGAAGGUGGCACACUGAUAUUCUGUAUUAGAUACAAACACCGAGAAGAAGUUGUUGAAUUAUCCGAAUAUAACACAGUUGGGGAUCUGAAGUUAGAAAUCCAACGAAUGUUCAAUGUGGAAACAACAAAGCAGGAUAUUAUCGGCUGGUCUGCUACUCCAGAAAGCGAUCAGUAUAUAUUACGCACGUGUGCUACAGAUGAAUUUAAUAAUUUAGUGGUUACUGAAUCCAUCUCAUUUGAUACUGACUCAGAUAUUCGUUAUUCAAACACCGAGGCUUUUGCAAUGGAUGAUAGACAAACUGAAUCUAUUCCAAUCUCAUCCGAUACUGAUCCAGAUAUUCGUUAUUCGAACACUGAGGUUUCUGCAGUGGAUGAUGAUGAAACUGAUUUUGUGGGUCUUGAAUUGAAAGCUAUCAGACGAUUAAGGCAACAUUUACCAAAAGAUUUCCCAAUGAAGUUUCAUGCAAUGUGUUUUAGUGAUGUACUUGCUUUUGUGAGGGACUUACCCGAGAAAAAAGCGUUAUUGCUGUACGUUCAUAAUUCCAAAGACAUAUUUUCUAGAGCAUUUCUUAAACAUCUAUAUAAUGAAGAACUAAACUCGAUUAUAAGAAAUACUUGUUUCGUUAUCGGUUGGGACGUUGAAGAUAAUACACUGCAUAAUGCAUUGAUUCGUGUCCUGAACCAUAAUGCGAAACUGUCUACAAUGUCUCAUUUAAUCAUGGAUAAAGUUGGAUCAGCUAUAUGCCUUCUUCCAGAAGACAACGAUAUUUCACUUAUCUGUUGCCUCAGGGGCAACGUUAGUGAAUCUUCUUUAAUUUCAAGCUUUAAAAACGUUCAACAAGUGUGCGAUGAUUACCAUAUCACGAGUAUGAUAGAUACUUACACAGGUACACAGACAGACCCAGAGCUCGCAGCAAUUUCAAGUCUCCAAAAAAAGCUUCCGUCUGGAAUAUCUGUUACAAUCCGACACUGUAGCUUGAGCGACGCCAUUAAUUCUAUAUGUACUGGUCCUAUCGAUGAGCGAAAAGCUUUAUUGCUGUUUCUGCACAAUUCUGAACAACCAUUUUCACAAAUGUUUUCACUGAGUUUAAAAAACGAAAAAGUAUCUGCUAUUUUGAGAAAACACUUCUUGGUGAUAGGAUGGGAUGUGGAAAACACUGAUUACCAUGAUGCCUUAAAGAGUGCCUUACGUGUUCACACAGGUUUAGAAUAUAUGUCAGAUUUUGUCAGUAAAAAAGCUGCAAUUGCAUCGAUCCUUCUUCCGGUCAGCAAUACUAUAUCUACAUUUACGUGCCUUCGUGGAAACAUGACAUCGAAAGGUUUGAUAGAAAAUUUAAAACAAGUUGUAAUUGCACUGACGACAGCAAUUAAAGAGGAAAACGAAUUGAUCGCAAUUCAAAACAGUAAGUCUAGUGAGAAUGACGUGAGUCCGGAGAAAAUGCAGAAAAUGUGGGCAGAUAUGCUUGGAGAUAGAGACUAUGAUGCAUUUUAUUUCAACGAACAUGAACUUUUAAAACAAAAAAUCGCCUUUGCACUUGGGCUAUCUCUAACAGAUACUGGAUAUGAUUCGAAGAGCCAGGAAAAAAUUGAAUCACUUUACGAAGUGAUUAAAGAGCAAAGCAGGUUAAUAGCUGAAUUUAAGGACCAUAUAGAAAUAGCAUUUGUAUUCAACUGCUUAGUGCCUCUAAACGGCGCAAAAAUUAAAAAAGCGGAAAAAGACCCCAAUUAUAAUCCAAAAUCAGAUUUUAGUCCUGUCCCAGUAUUUAUACUCAGAAAGUGCAGAAAUAGUGAAAAGCCCUGCAGGAUAAUUAUUGACAUUGAUGAGCGAGUAUAUAGUAGCUGGGCUAACUAUCUGACAAAGAACAAGCAUCCGGAAUGCAGAAUGAUUUUUCCACGAAAUGGCAGGUACCAAGUCGGAGAUUAUAUAUUACAAGAGAAAAUGUCUCCCGCAUAUGGAUUUGAUGUUACGGCUCUCAAAGUUGCUGAUGGCGUUGCAAGUGCGGCGGGAUUAGCUUCUGGAGCUAUAGCGAUAACUGCAAGUAUAGCAGCCUUACCAGUGGUUGCUCCUUCUGUCUUAAUUGGUGCAGGAGUAGCUGGGGUUGGUGCCGGAGUGUGGGCUAUAGGGAGAAGUGCUUAUUUACUCUAUGACCGAGCGACGCAUUCACAGACAAUGAGUGUUAAAAAUUCGGAAGCACGUGCAGCAUACUUAAAUCUGGUGGCUGGAACGUUAGGAAUUUGUGGCGUUGGAUCAAACGUCUUAAUAUCUCAACUCGUGUCAAGAGGCGUGAACAUUGGGCAGGCCGGAGCGUUCGCUGCCAACACAAUUGGAGUUUUAAAUAUUUCUGCAGGAGGCGUUAGUAUGAUUAAUUCGGGGUAUGAACUAUGUGACCAGUUGAUCAAUGGCGAUCAAGCACCUUCAACACUUGUAUGGCUUCAAUUUGCAUCGUCGGUACUAUUCUUUGGGCAUGCAGUGUAUAGCUUCAAGGGUGCUCAGACAAUUAUCGAAGAGACUCAAACGAAAGUGUUGCAAGAUUAUGAAAAUUCAUUGAGAAGCAAUAGGCACAGGAAAACAUUUAAUAAAUUGGUGCGACAGACUAUGAGCGAUCAUUCAGAUGGUGCUAGUGGCAGGGCCGAAGUAAUAUCGACAAUUCGAAAUAUUGAAAAUAAAAACGAAGUAUUCGCUGCGUUGACCCGAAAUCAGAAAAGGCUAACCAAAAGUGGAAUACGAUAUUCGGCUGGUGAUGGUGAAAUAACGUUCAAUGGAAUGGCGGUUGACAUGAAUCAGUUUAUUGGAUUAAAUCAUAAACAAUCUGAAAUAUAUUUAAAUAAUUUAGCACAGGAUAUUACAAGUAAUCAACCGUCAAUCAAUUCGUCGAGUAAUAUUAAUGGCGAUAAUGUUACGUUGACUAAUACCGUCAAUAGUUUGCUCCGAACUAUUCAAAUAGAUUCAUCUCAAGUGGAUAUCAGUAAUUUGGUAAGAGUAGUAUCAAACUUGUUGUCAUUUUGUAACGAACCUGUUAAAAAUAUGGUAGUGAAAGCUGUAGAUCAAAGCGUAAAAUUCAUCAUGAAGCAUCUAUCUGAAGAUAUUAUCAAGUUGAUCGACACAAUAAUUCCCAAAAAUAAUCAACUUUCUGAAUAUUUCCGAAUAGGAAUUUCCUUUUUUAGUCAAAAAGUAGACGAGAUGGAGAAAAAUUAUGAAAUGUUUCAAAAGACUAGCGAAGAAAAGUACAACAAUCCGUUAUUCAGAAUACUAAGCCCUGUGAAAGUUAAGCGUAUUGUGCAAAUUUUUGAGUUCAUUGUUCAGAAUAGCUAUUCGGGUAAGUGGCUCUGUGAGGCAGUGCUGAAUGAAAUGUCCAAAUUUAUCAGUGCUUGGAUAACGCGAAAAGUUUUCGAAUAUACAGAGAAGACCGAGAAAGAAGAAAACCGUAGAAAAUAUUCCGCUUCAUAUAAGCCUCAAAUAAUUGAUUGCAAUAUUUGUGGGGGGCAAUAUUUCAGUGAUUCUUGAACUAAAUCACAAAUAUAUCGAAAUUUUAACUUUCGCGAUGCAAUUUGUUUACUAUGUUUAUAGGUUUCACCUAAAAAUUGAGAUCUAAAUCUCUCUAAACCAAAAUUUCUGCUAUUUUCAAAAUAGCAAAAAAUGGCACACACACAUUUUCAAAUAGUUCCCGUAUAUUAUAAUUUGCGCCUACCAUUUGCACUAUGAUUUUUGCCAUUUUAUUAGCACUUCGAUAAAACUUACUUUAAUGGGAAUUUUAUAAGAACUGAUAUAACGUAUAAUACAAAAAAUUAAAUUAGCAGUUUUAACUCAUAUAAUCUGCAUGAUUAGGAACAAAUUUAGGACAAGCAUGUUAUCAGCCGAUAUUCGCAACUUCCUAUUAAAAGAGUGAGAACGCUGUCCAAGUUAUUUGAUUAAAUUUAUCUGAAAAAUAAAUUCCUCAUUUCAAAUACAUUUUUAAAAAUUAAACCACAGCAGUCAAGCAUUUAAUUAUUAACGGAUUAAUAAUUAUUGAUAUAACAACAAGGAACAGUCGCGAGAAAAAACAUUAAAUUUUGAAACAUUGGUGCUAUGCAGGUGAUAUUUAGAUUUAGAUUUUGAUUAGAUAGUUUGAUUAUUUUUGGGUCACAAUUCUCACAAAAUAUUGAUAUGUAGACAACCAAAGUCCAAGCAAAACUCUUCACAUAGGAUCUUCUCAGUAAUACACCGAUAAUCGGAUCGGCUCAUUGAGGAGGCUGAAAUAUCACAAAAAAAACAAAAACCUUUAUCUUCUAGAAGUUUUAAAAUUAUACUUCUUGUUUGAGUCGUAACAGUAUAAUUACAGCAAAUUGCGUAUUAUUUUCUGUAUUGUAUUAAUUAACUGUAUGUAUUAUGUAUUAUAACUGUAAUUAAUUGUAUUUUCUGUACAGUAUGUAUUAUGUAUAUGAAGAAAGUAAAUGUUAUUCUAUUUUGA